AGGCUGAGCAACAAGUCGCAACCAGUCUGCAGAAUUUCCCGUUGCGCGGCGAUGAUCUGCGCUCGUGCCCUUGAAGAGCGAAGCACUCUCGGGUUUUUGCGGUCGUUUGAUGUUUAUAUGCGAUAAUCACAUGUGAAUGUACACGCGGAGCCUGAUGGAGAAACACAUCAGCUGUGUUUGUCAUGAUAUUUCGGUUUGAAGAUAAUAAUGACGGCGCUCAUUGAUCAGGGUGAGGACAUGGGCCUGGUGACGCCGAUCGAGCUGAUGGACCCUCAGAAGGACGACGACCCCCAGUGUCCCGCUCACUUCAGACAGAGCCUCAUGCUUCAGCUCAUUGACGAUCUGUCAUAUGAGGAUGUAAAGAAAUGCUACAGGGGUUCAACCGUCAGCAAAUACAACUCCCAGUACCACAAACUCUUCUCGACCGUCCCGAAGGAGGAGAUCCUCAUGAAGGUUUAUUCCUGUGCUCUUCUGCGGGACAUUCUGCUGCAAGGGCGGCUUUACAUUUCUCGAAACUGGCUGUGUUUCUACGCAAACCUUUUCGGGAAAGAUAUCAAGGUUGCCAUCCCGGUGGUGUCUGUGCGUCUGGUGAAGAAACACAAAACGGCCGGCCUGGUGCCAAACGGACUGGCCAUCACCACCGACACCAGCCAGAAGUAUGUGUUUGUGUCUCUGCUGUCGCGGGACAGUGUGUACGACGUGCUGAGGAGGAUCUGCACACACCUUCAGGUGAAUGGGAAGAAGAGUCUGAGUCUGAAGCAGUUCCUGGAGGAGCCUGGCUCUCUGUCGACGGAUGAGUUUCCAGUGUCCACUGAUUUCACACCGGUGUUGACGUGGCGCCGGAAACCCUCGGCUCCGUCGGUCUCUUCUUCACUGCCGGACCUGCUGGGAAACUCCACGAGCAGCCUGAGCGCAGGAGACGCACCGUACCCAGAGACGCCGCUGGAGGAGAGACGGCUGGAGGCCGAGAAGAUCCUGCUGACUGAACCCGUGUCUGAACUGGGUCACAUGGAGUAUCAUCUACUCAAGUUCUUCAUUCUGCUCAUCAUUUUGCUCAUCAUUUCAUCUUGUUAUCUGGCGUUUCGCGUCUGCAGUCUGGAGCAACAGCUGUCUUUCCUCAACACAAAACCGGCGAUGAGCAUGAGAGAGAGGUAACCCUGGUUUAACCCCGUGCCAACACUGAAAGCGGCUAUGCCCUCAGGAGAGCAGCGUCUGCAGACGACUAAACCAGCUCAGUUACAGGUACAGCACUAGUUAAGUAGUUAGCUAACCGACCGGCAGAGGACGAGGAGCGACCGGAAGAUUCCCGACAUGAGGAAUAUUAGCCAGGCUUCACCUAACAGCUCCGCAUCUAGGAAAUCUCCAGGACUCAGGACCGAUCAGGAUUACGCUGGUGACUGUUACGAGCAACGUUUUGCUGUUGUCGAACCCAAACGUCAAGAGACUCGAGACGGCCUCAUAGUUUCACUUUUUUAACUCUUUCUAUGUUCGUCUGUUGUUUUUUUCUCUUAAAUGACCUGAAAUGUGCAUGUUUACCAGUGUUUAGUACACUGCGAAAAAAUCAUUUUAAUGAGUAUUUUUGUCUUGUUAACUUGUAAACUAUUAGAUAUUUUUAAAUAUUUUAAAAUCUAUACUUUUUAGAUAUUUUAAUAAAUCACAAAAUAAGUAUAAUUGUUUAAAAUAUUUAAAUUAUAUUUAUACUUAUUUGGUGAUUUGUUGAAAUAUAUAAAAAUAUAUGUAUUUUAAUUAUAAUAUUUAAUUUCUAUAUAAGUACAGUAUAAAGAACAUAUUAUAUAUAAUAAUUAAUUAUUUUAUAUAAUAUUUAUAAUAUUUAAUUUCCAAAUAUGUAAAGAUUAUAUGUGGUAAUUAAUUAUUUUACUGAAUUACCAAAUAAUUACAGUAAUAACAAAAUAAUACCAUUUUAAAUAAAUGCUGUUCUUUUUAACUUUUUAUUCAUCAAAGAAUCCUGAAAAAUUCAACUUUGAUCACAGUAAUAUAUUAUAUUUUUAAGUAUAUUAAAAUAGAAAAUGGCUAUUUUAAAUAGCAAUAAUAUUUCACAAUAUUACUGUUUUUUUUUUUUAUCAAAAAAAAUGCAGCCUUGAUGAGCAGAAGAGACUUCAUUAAUAAGCAUUAAAAAUCUCACUGAUCCCAAACAGGAAUACAUUUGAGAAAAGGAGAAAUUCUCUGAAAACAAGUCUGAAUAUUGUAUUCAAUUUUGCUUUGCAAGUAAAAUGAUCUUGUUUUUUACUGGGAAACAAGACAAAAUACUGAUUAAGAAAUUAUUUUUGCAGUGUAAAACAGAUGAGAUGUUCUGGGUUUGUAAAAAAACUAAAAUAAUAAAGGCAGCGACUGUUUGAUAUUCACACACAUUUCACUCACAGCAUUUCAAGAUCAUAAUCAGUCAUAAUUGAUCACGAAUAACUGCAGUGAAGGGAAUGAAGGUCAAAGUAAAGUCAAUCUGAGAGUGUUUGGUUGUCGUCGUUUGAGCGCUGAAGGACAGUUUGGACAUGAAGAAAGCCUGUCGUAACGUACUAAUCGUCAAAUCUCCAUUAUUUGUGAUGUAUUAAAGUGCAUUAUAGGAGGCGUCUGUAGGUUGUAACGUACUUGAAAUCUACACUUGCAUUUCUGACAUGCAGAGCAUGAUGUAGGAAAUCGAUAUUUAAUACUGUGAUUGUUUAGGUUUGCUGUAAAUGAGAGAUUUGGUUUGUAGUUGUGAUGUUUUGUACAGAUUGAAUGUCAAAAGUUAUUGUCAUGCUCAUGAUUUAGGCCACGCUGUAGAAAUUGUAGAUGUUUUGUAACUUUCUGACAUGAAAGAUGAGAAGUAGAAAGUCAAACUAAUAAAAACUUUCACCAGA
Messenger RNA from Onychostoma macrolepis, 2855 nucleotides. Its product is annotated as GRAM domain-containing protein 2A. Gene Ontology annotation, molecular function: phosphatidylinositol-4,5-bisphosphate binding. The record is from RefSeq and is a predicted model, not a curated record. Gene Ontology annotation, biological process: regulation of store-operated calcium entry. NCBI's taxonomy places the organism in Eukaryota, Metazoa, Chordata, Actinopteri, Cypriniformes, Cyprinidae. Gene Ontology annotation, cellular component: endoplasmic reticulum membrane; organelle membrane contact site; extrinsic component of cytoplasmic side of plasma membrane.